GCACGAUUGUUCAGCGAUCAACGAAUAGCUUGUAGAUUUAUAGAAGAAAGUUUGACAAGUACCUUGGUCGUACAAAGAGUUGUGCAUUUCAGCAAGUGACAACGAGAUAGCACACCUGGACUUUCUAAUAGGUUUUCAUCCAUCCGAGAAGCAGUAACCAAGAACAAUGGCCAAUACCGUCGUUCCCAUUCCUACUCUUGUGCAGGGCAAAUCGUCCUUGUAUAACCACUCUGAUCCUCUCAUCCGUCGUCUCCGACUCGAGGAUCCUUAUGGAAGGCCUAUCGACAGUCUGAGAGAGGUCUUCCUCGGGAAGGAAGUCGUGAUCUUCUAUAUCGGUAGCAUGCACGGAAAUGACAACCUGACCGAUCUCAACAAGGACCUCGUCAACCUAGCACUCGCUCAACCCAAGACAUGCUCCGUCAUUUACGUCUCGGUCGAUUCCACUCAGACGGCCAUCGAGUUGGUGGCCAAGAACAAGCCCUUCUUGCGCAUGAGCUUGUUGGAUAGCUCUGACUUUGCCGUUAUGGAGAGUCAGGACAACUUGGACAAGAAGAAGCGGGUCGCCAUGGAUGAAGUGCUUAGGGACGAGGACUUUAUUACGGGCGAGGAAUACGGUGCAGGCGGCGUCAAUGUGCCGUUUGGAAAGGAAGACGAUGCUUCGGAAUAUGUUCGACCCUUGUCGAGAGCCGCCAUCACGCAACUCACCCACUCCUACGGAACACCUGCGCUCGCCGUCUACCACAUCCCGUCGCAUCGAUUCAUCUCUACCAAUACCCGCCGGAGUCAAUUCAGGGCUGACAGGAUCGGAAUCAACUACAAACAGUGGUUAGGAGGCUCAAAGAAGACUGGUCUCGGUGAUGUAUGGGAUCUCAUCAAGGUUCCGGUUGCUGUAGUCGUGGGAGGCGUGGGUUACACCUUGAUAAGGUUGUUCAAAGGAGAGGAAUGGAACGUGGUACCACAGAUCUUUUCGAAUAUGCAACUGGCUGGACCCGACGUACACAGCCCACCGCCGACCUUGAUUGAGCACGCCAAAUCGGCCUUUGUCCUUCCCCAGGCCAGCAAUGGAGGUUAUCUCCCUUACUGGUUGGCCUUUGUCGCCGUGGUCUCUGUCUACAACACCAUCCAGGCUUUCGUUACGCCAACCUUGACCAAGAGGAUCUACAGCCGAAAGCCGGAAGAGGUGACGGGUAUUGGAAGGAGAACGUUUGGGGUCUGGACGCUCUUGGCUGCGUGCAUCCGAAUCUACGCUGCUUAUGAGAUUAACAAUCCAGCACUGUACAACCUUACUCUAGCCUCUUAUGUCCUUGCGGGAGGACACUUCUUGAGCGAACUCUUCAUCUUCAAGUCGGCCGGCUUGCAGGCUCCCGCACUCAGUCCAGUCUUGGUUGCCAUUCCAAGCAUGAUCUGGCUCGUCAUGCAGAGGCAGCAUUAUCUCUCCGUGUGACGAGGUUAUCCCAAUCUACCAAUCCACGAGUAUAGAGAGCUGUAGAGUUUAUCCUGUGAGGCGAAUUAGACGGUGUCGGCUUAUGAUAUACCAUGAGAUGUAUACGAUCAU
Filobasidium floriforme is the source of this 1555-nucleotide messenger RNA. Its product is annotated as Erg28 like protein-domain-containing protein. Gene Ontology annotation, cellular component: membrane; endoplasmic reticulum. The transcript has 12 exons. Lineage: Eukaryota; Fungi; Basidiomycota; Tremellomycetes; Filobasidiales; Filobasidiaceae. The record is from RefSeq and is a predicted model, not a curated record. Gene Ontology annotation, molecular function: protein-macromolecule adaptor activity. Bases 167 to 1444 code for a protein of 425 amino acids.